ACGGCGAAGGGAGAAUCCACCGGCAACGACAGCGGUCGUGUGAAGGGUUACGAUGGACGGUAGUGGCCGCGUAUGUCCAUAGCUCUAUUGGUGCACGUUGUGCGACGUUUAGCUUCUCGAGCCCCAUUCCAUAGAUCACGUUCGCCUUCAUUCCUUCACGAUCGGUCUGCUUCAAUCUGUCAAUAGUAUGAUGGGUAUUUGUGCCGGUGACUGUGCACAUGUUCUAUCUCCAGUACAGACCAAUCGCCAUGAUACUUUCAGUUACUCUGUUCGCUCUUGUUCAACUAUCGCGUGCCUCGCAACUUGGAGAUGAGCCCGAGUACUUCAGUCGACGACAAGUCCGACGCACAACACAGAGUUCAGGCCUACAUGAUCUCUCUGCACGGUUGGCUACGGGUGAGCCGAAGAAAAUACCACCAUGGUGGCAGCGGCCCAACACCGAUAACGGGGAAAUGAACGCCCUCACAGGACAACAACUGUACCCCAGUGGAGACGAGAAUGGCGAUUAUAGCAACGACAAAGAGGGAAGUAGCACUGGUGGCAGUGUUUGUCGAAUCAAGCAAUGUCAGAGCAGUGGAGUUUUGAGCAAGUAUCACUGUGGGCAGCACGCGCGGUGCCUACGGGACUAUUGCCAGUGCGACUUUGGAUGGAAACCAGUAAACGACACACCUACAGCUCGAGGAUGGAGUGGGCUCGAGGCGCUUACUGUAUGGGUUGACGCACAAAACCUAGGAUGUACUGAGCGCUGCAACAGUUUGUCUUGUGUGGAGGUUCCACAGAUUACAGGAUGUUUUGACAGCCAAGUAACACACGAAAGCAAAAACUACGAUGGGUCGACCCAGGACCCAAGCACAGAGGGUCUAGCAACCGAUUUCCUGGACCUGGGGGCUAUUAAGGCCCCAUCAGCAGAUGUCGAUAUCGGCGAUUAGACAGACAGAACACGGUAUCGUGCUUGUACAUUCGCCAGUACCAAGAGCAAUGUAAGGACUGGUGCACGAAAUGGCAGGUCCUGCUGGACAAGAGUACUGAGACGGCGAAUUGGUUGGACGCGACACGACCAGCUUGAAUGCACAGUGUUGCGUGAUGUUCAGCAGGAUUUGUGGGUCGCUUUAGACAAGUCCAUGGUCGUGUAGAAAUGAUAGCUUGGCUUGCUGGAAUAAAUGCUUG
This is a messenger RNA of Boeremia exigua, 1167 nucleotides long. RefSeq lists its product as uncharacterized. The record is from RefSeq and is a predicted model, not a curated record. Bases 219 to 929 code for a protein of 236 amino acids. The transcript has a single exon. NCBI's taxonomy places the organism in Eukaryota, Fungi, Ascomycota, Dothideomycetes, Pleosporales, Didymellaceae.